Molecule: messenger RNA, 1224 nt
Organism: Helobdella robusta
Lineage: Eukaryota; Metazoa; Annelida; Clitellata; Rhynchobdellida; Glossiphoniidae
Exons: 2
Coding region: 1-1224 (407 amino acids)
Source: RefSeq, a predicted model, not a curated record
AUGAAUCGUAACGACUGUAAUAAUGAAAUUUUGAAAUUGAAUACAGCCGCAAAUAAUGAUUUGAUGCAAAAACCAAUUUUAUGGUCUGAUGCAAUUAAAAUACCAGCUGAGGUAAAUGUACUGCCACUUACAGAUAAAAUACCAGUUGAGGUAGAUGCAUCACCAUUCACUGUUGUAAACAGACCGAGGAAAAACCAAAACAAAAAUAUUCCUGAAAUGAAGAGUGAUGAAAAUAUCGUUAACACCGAAACUGGAAAAAAGAAAAAAGGUGUCAAAAAGAUAAUUGGAAACAAAGAUAGUGAAGAUUGUAAACUGAAGGCGAAUAAGAUUUUGAUUAAAAAAUCUUUCUUUUCAGUAAGUAACGUGAUGAAGUGUCACAGAAAUGAUGUAGUUGAAUAUCUAAAGUCAAAUGAUAUUAAUGUGUUAUCGUGUUACCCAGUGUUGAAGCGUUCAGAAAUGGCAAACGAUAGCACACCUGAUAUUGAAAAUGAGCAUUCAACAAUGUUUCGAGUUUGUGUAGAAAGUUGUGACAGCAAUAAAAUGAAAAAUCCUGAUAUCAUUCUGAAACAUAUUAUUGUAAAAGACUGGCACUUUAAAGAAAAAAAACCCGCAAAUAAUUUCGUGGAUAGUAAUUUUUCGGAUUGUUUUUUUACUAUUGACAAAAAUGAAGUAUGUGAAAAUGUUGAAAACUCUCAGCAAAAUAUUGCCAACAUAUGUAAGAUUUAUGAUGUAAAUGAUUUUAACUCUGAAAUGAAAAUAAUUAAAAAUCAAUUUAAUCAAAAUUUAUUCAAUAUUCUACAUAUAAACGUAAGAAGUUUGUUGAAUAAAUCUGAUGACAUUUAUGAUUUCUUGCGAGAAUUGAAUUUUGAGAUUGAUGUUCUCGCAAUUUCUGAAAGUUGGCUCAAUGACAGCAACGAAAAUUUGAUUGACAUUAACGGAUAUGUCUUUAAAGGUAAGCACCGAAGAAUAAAACACGGUGGAGGAGUCGGCUUUUACAAAAAAAACAAUUUAGAUUACAAAAUCCGAGACGACAUAACAAACGUAAAACCCGAUAGUAUACAAAAAUUAAAAAAUGAAGAAAUUGAAAUACCUGACCCAGCAAAUGCUUUAAAUAACUAUUUUGUUGAACACCGUAUUAACACCGAAUUUACUGAAGCUCAUUCCACGGAAUUCUCACUGGAAGAAUUACUUCAAGACAUUUGUUUCCAACUCGUUUUUUUGUAG